AUGGCUGGGACUGAAGCGUCAAUAAAUGGUUUUCAUGACUACCCCAAGAACUCAUUCCAGAGUUGGGGCAACUAUUUCCAAGCACUAAUGGAAAUACCACACCGGUUGUUGGACCGGAUUAUGAGCCGAUCACUUGACCAAACGAAGCUGGUGGAGGUGAAGGCUGAGAGCCAGCUUGAGAUGAAGAAGACACUGACUUGGUGGGAUCUUAUUUGGUUUGGCAUGGGCGCUGUUAUUGGUUCUGGUAUCUUUGUGCUCACUGGUCUUGAGACCCAGUCACAUGCUGGUCCUGCUGUUGUGUUAUCUUAUGUUAUCCCUGGAAUUUGUGCCUUGAUUUCUGUUUUCUGUUACACUGAGUUUGCCGUGGAGAUCCCUGUAGCAAGUGGUUCAUUUGCCUACCGAAGGGUAGAGCUUGGAGAUUUUGUGGCCUUCAUUGCAGCCGGCAACAUUAUCAUCGAAUAUGUGAUCGGUGGAGCAGCUCUUGCAAGUUCAUGGACAUCAUAUUUUGCCACUCUCUGCAACCACCAACAUGGCGAUUUCCGCAUCGUAGUCCAUUCGCUACCAAGCGACUACCAAUCACUAGACCCCGUUGCUGUUGUUGUCAUUUUCAUCAUCUGUAUCCUCGCCGUCAUAAGUACCAAAGCCUCAUCACGUUUCAAUUAUGUCACCUCAAUUGUUCAUCUCAUUGUCAUCAUCUUAAUCAUCAUUGCCGGUCUUACAAAAGCCAAUCCCAAAAACUACACUCCAUUUGCUCCUUUUGGUGCUCGAGGCAUGUUCCAAGCUUCAGCUGGACUAUUCUUCACCUAUGUUGGAUUUGAUGACGUUUCAACUGUGGCUGAGGAAACUAAAAAUCCAGCUAGAGACAUCCCGAUUGGACUUUUUGGCUCAAUGGUUAUAACCACAUUGGCCUAUUGUUUACUAGCUAUGACACUAUGCCUUAUGCAACCGUCCGCUAAUGUUGAUAAAGAUGCUCCAUACUCGGUAGCAUUUCAAGCCGUAGGUAUGGGUUGGGCUAAGUAUAGAGUCGCACUUGGAGCACUAAAAGGCAUGACUUCAGUUCUGCUUGUUGGAGCUGUUGGUCAAGCUCGGUAUCUUACACAUAUUGCACGUACACACAUGAUGCCUCAUUGUUUAGCUAAGGUCCAUGAAAGGACUAAAACAACCAUUAAUGCCACGGCUAUCAUGCUUGUAGCAACCGCAAUCAUUGCCUUUUUCACACCGCUUACCAUUCUUGCAAACCUUCUCUCAGUGUCUACACUGUUCAUUUUCAUGCUUGUAGCUGUUGCGCUUAUUGUGAGGCGCUACUAUGUUAGUGGGGUGACAACACAAGUGAAUCGUAUUAAGCUCAUUGUGUGUCUUGUUCUUAUACUAGGGUCUUCAUUUGGGACUGCUGUUUAUUGGGCCCAAAGUGAUGGUUGGAUUGGGUACACAAUAACUGUGCCAAUUUGGUUUGUUGGAACAAUGGGGCUUCGGCUUUUUGUUCCACAUGCAAGAAAUCCAAGACUUUGGGGUGUACCAUUGGUUCCAUGGCUCCCUUCAGCAUCCAUUGCUAUUAAUUUUUUUCUACUUGGGUCUAUAGAUAAAGCAUCGUACCUAAGGUUUGGCAUAUGGACUGGAAUUCUCAUGGUUUACUAUUUAUUUUUCGGAUUACAUUUGUCCUAUGACGAUGCAAAGGCAAAGGCAUCUAGGGAUAGGAGGAUGGAUGAGCAGUCGAAGGUGCUGGAAGAGGUUCCGGCUCAAGAGUUUGUGAACGUUGGCAAUGCUUCUACACUUGGCGCCACUUAG
Messenger RNA from Quercus robur (English oak), 1785 nucleotides. RefSeq names its product cationic amino acid transporter 1-like. Gene Ontology annotation, cellular component: plasma membrane. The transcript is spliced from 2 exons. The record is from RefSeq and is a predicted model, not a curated record. Bases 1 to 1785 code for a protein of 594 amino acids. Gene Ontology annotation, biological process: transmembrane transport; amino acid transport. NCBI's taxonomy places the organism in Eukaryota, Viridiplantae, Streptophyta, Magnoliopsida, Fagales, Fagaceae. Gene Ontology annotation, molecular function: L-glutamate transmembrane transporter activity; L-lysine transmembrane transporter activity.